Messenger RNA from Syzygium oleosum, 1994 nucleotides. RefSeq lists its product as uncharacterized. The transcript has 9 exons. Gene Ontology annotation, molecular function: acyltransferase activity, transferring groups other than amino-acyl groups. The record is from RefSeq and is a predicted model, not a curated record. The coding region runs from base 656 to 1540 and encodes 294 amino acids. Lineage: Eukaryota; Viridiplantae; Streptophyta; Magnoliopsida; Myrtales; Myrtaceae.
UUUGUAUUUUCUCUAUUCCAAAUGUAACGUCAUCUUCUGGUUUUCCUCAAAACUGUGCUCUCUCUCUCUACUAGUGCUACUUAUAGUCAUUUAAAUCAUGCGAAAAGGACUUGCACUUUGCACAUUGCAUUUGGAUUUGGGGGCAAAAUAAGGGAAAAUCGUCACCAGAAGAAACUAUGGGUCCCUCAGAAGCAUCUCCAGAGCUGACACUGAUAUGGCAAGGAAUCCCUGUGGCUCCUAGGUCUCCUGCUCUGGAAUUGACCACCAAACCAAACUGACGGCAGAUCCAGACCAUCACCCUUUUCUUAUUUUUCAAAUGGGUCCCCAGAAAUCAGGGCCAGUGCCUUACCAGGUGCAACCAAUCGUUUUGUCUUGCUCAUGCCCUGUUUUAUUUUUAUUUUCUUGGCCCCACCAACUGACAGAUAGGCAAGUUUGUUGCAGCUGCAAUUUGUAUCCACAACCACAGCUCUCAAGAACUUAAAAUUUUCCCAUUUGCUUCCAAUGUCCAGCUACUUGGUGCAAACCUACCAGCACAAACCAGUGUGGGUCUCCAAAUCUUUUGACAUUUGCUUCUCAUAUCUGGAGAUAGAAAAGGGGACACUUGUCUUUCAUUGCCAACAGCAAUAGCAUCACAUCCUGCCGGUCUAAAGCUCUCAUGUCAACCAUGUCCGUUCACAGAACAAGAUUCUUCAGAGUCCCUGAAUCUGGUUUGAGACAUCAAACACCCAGACAUGUCCAAAGAUUAGCUGUUUCAAGGGCUAUGAAAAUGGAUUCUGAGUCUUCCAUUAUGGGAAAAGUGAAAGAACUCUCAGGGCAGUUUAUUGCAGCAUUACCAACCCCUCAAAUUGAUACGACGAAGUCUUCAUCGAACCUCCGGUUCGAUAGGCUGCAGCAAUUGGAUCGGGAGUUGUCUCGAGAGAACAUACACGAGUUCGGACAAUUUGUGGCUCGAGAGGCCUUGCUCGAUGAAGAAUACUGGACAGCAGCAUGGCUACGGGCAGAGAGUCAUUGGGAAGACCGAGCAAACGACCGAUAUGCCAAUAAUUACAAAAGGAAAUUUGCCGAGCAGGAAUUCAAUGCCAUAAAGAGGCGAUGUAGAGGACAAAACGGGCAGAAAUGCAUGUGCAUUGUCACGGUCAAGAAGGAACACAGUAACGUCAAGCGGACUAUCCCGAAAAGCAUAGUUGGAACGCUUGACUUGAGCUUCUGGUACUUGCUACACGAAGAGACUUCCCCCGGGGAAAGGGUGAGGGCUCCUCUGUUCUGUCGCCUCAGUGAAGCAGGACCGGCCAGAUUCGGCUACAUUGGAAACCUGUGUGUGGCCAAAUCAGCUCGUCGCCAGGGCAUUGCAAGCAGCAUGAUGAGUUUUGCGCUCGAAUCAGCAAAAAGAACUGCCGGCGUGGAGCAAGUUUACGUGCACGUGCAUAGAAAAAAUGGGCCUGCACAAGAAUUGUAUGCAAAGAUGGGAUUCAAGAUGGUUGAAGAGGCAGCUGCACAAUUGGUAGAAGAGCAGACGUGCUUGCUCUGUCUGCAGAUUUGAACAGUGCUGCUGCAUAGAUACUCGAAGUUUUUUCAGUUCUGAACCCGGAAAGCAAGGUUGUAAACAAGUGCCAUGAAGCGAGAAUUAUGCUUGCUUUGCUUAGAUUUGUCUCACUCAUAAGUUAGUUAUUAGCCAAAGAUCUCUUCCAGAAAAAGAGAAUAGAAAGACAGGAGCGGGCGUCUGAUCAAAUUCAUUUGUGGCAACAAGCCAAAUCGUCCUCAAGAAUCAAGAGUUUCGUCCACGGCAUGGGCACGACCUAAUGUCAGUCGAAAAUCCUGAACUACAAAGAAAAAGACACUUAACCAGAAGCAAUGUCGAGCUCGUGUAAGGUCAUUUGAGUCCAUUUGCUCUUGAGAGGAUUCAAACUCAUUGAAUUUGAGUAGAAAAAUUGCUCCGAGGCACAUUGCAUUUAUGCUUAGGUAUUCUUUUUAUCAGAAGACUUGGGGAAUACCAA